Cornus florida is the source of this 1698-nucleotide messenger RNA. Its product is annotated as hydroquinone glucosyltransferase-like. The record is from RefSeq and is a predicted model, not a curated record. Gene Ontology annotation, molecular function: UDP-glycosyltransferase activity. The transcript has a single exon. Bases 90 to 1505 code for a protein of 471 amino acids. Lineage: Eukaryota; Viridiplantae; Streptophyta; Magnoliopsida; Cornales; Cornaceae.
CAAAUGAAAAGGAAGGAGACCUAUAAACUGAAACUGAACCCACAAACCAGACCACCACAUUAAAUUCGACUCACACACAAAUAGCAACCAUGGAUCAAACUCCCCAUAUAGCCAUCCUACCCAGUCCAGGAAUGGGUCACCUCAUCCCACUCGCCGAGUUCGCCAAGCGACUCGUUCUUCACCACAACUUCUCCGUCACCAUCAUCGUCCCCACCACCGGACCACCACCCAAAGCCCAAAAGGAUGUCCUCCAAUCCCUCCCUGUCGGCGUAAAUCACAUCUUUCUUCCACCGGUCAGCUUCCACGACUCCACUCAUAGUCGGGACAUCAACGCCGAGACCAAAAUCUUCCUCACUAUGUCUGGCUCUCUUUCCUCCCUCCGCGACACGUUGAAGUCGUUAAUUGCGACCACCCAUUUGGUCGCUCUCGUCGUAGAUCCAUUCGGCACCGAAGCCUUCAACGUCGCUAAUGAGCUUCACGUCUCGCCAUACUUGUUAUUUCCAUCGUCGGCAAUGACUCUGUUGUUUUGCCUUCAUUUGCCAAUUCUUGAUCAGACAGUUUCAUGUGAAUAUAGAGACUUAGCUGAACCGGUUCAACUUCCGGGUUGCGUCCCGGUUCAGGGAAAAGAUUUCCUAGCUCCGGUUCAGGACCGCUCCAACCCAGCAUACAAGGGGUUUCUUCAACAGGUAAAGCGGUUCACUUCAUGUGAAGGAAUUUUAGUGAACUGUUUCAUGGAUAUGGAAGAGGGGGCCAUAAAAGCUUUGCAAGUAGAAGAAUCGGGUAAGCCGCCGAUUUAUCCCAUUGGACCUCUUAUCCAGACCGGUUCAAAUGUCGGACCGGAUCGGCAUGAGUGUUUGCAAUGGCUGGAUAAUCAGCCAAGUGGCUCGGUCCUGUUCGUCGCUUUCGGGAGUGGUGGGACCCUCUCUAGUGAGCAGCUCAAUGAAUUGGCAUUCGGAUUGGAGAUGAGCGGCCAAAGAUUUUUGUGGGUUGUAAGAAGCCCAAAUGAUAAAGCUGCCAAUGCUGCAUUCUUUAGUGUCCAAAGCCAAGAUGACCCUUAUGGUUUUUUACCGAAUGGGUUUUUGGACAGGACCAAAGGUCGAGGCCUGGUGGUGCACUCUUGGGCACCACAGGUGGAGGUCCUGAGCCAUGGUUCAACCGGUGGGUUCAUAACCCACUGUGGUUGGAACUCGACACUAGAAAGUGUGGUCAAUGGGGUGCCACUAAUUGCUUGGCCACUUUAUGCAGAGCAAAAGAUGAAUUCUUUAAUGCUAAAUGAGGGACUAAAAGUGGCUUUGCGUCCACAAGCUAAUGAACAUGGUCUGGUGGUUCGAGAGGAAAUUGCAAAAAUAGCAAACAGUCUAAUGGAAGCAGAAGAAGGGAGUCUGAUUCGCAACAGAAUGAAAUCCUUGCAGAGCGCUGCUAGAAAUGGCUUAAAUGAAGAUGGAUCCUCAACAAAGUCGCUAUCCAAGUUGGUGAGUAAGUGGAGGAAUCAUAAACACGUUUAAUAUCCUUUUGUGUGUUGGGAUUUAUAAAUUCAGGAAGGCUCAAAUAUUGUAGUUUGAAAUUUGUUGUUGUUGGCUUGUACUUGGACUUUGUCCAUAGCUUUUUAAUAAGAACUAAUAUGUUUUGUCAAAAAUAUUUAGUUAGUUAUUGUAUAACUCUCCGAAGAAAGAACCUCAUAUUUUGUUCACGAACUUG